Messenger RNA from Myodes glareolus (Bank vole), 3737 nucleotides. It is a transcript of the gene Adamts8, whose product is annotated as ADAM metallopeptidase with thrombospondin type 1 motif 8. Gene Ontology annotation, biological process: extracellular matrix organization; proteolysis. Gene Ontology annotation, molecular function: metalloendopeptidase activity; zinc ion binding. The record is from RefSeq and is a predicted model, not a curated record. NCBI's taxonomy places the organism in Eukaryota, Metazoa, Chordata, Mammalia, Rodentia, Cricetidae.
GAAUAGUGAGAGAUCAAAAAUAAACCUCUUAUGUCAAAGCCGGGAAGGAAUAUAAAUACGAAGGGCUCAACAGCCCACUCGGUGCUUCCCGAGGAAGGAGGCGACUGCACGGGACAGCGCGGAGGAGAGCGCUCACGCCCCGGGGCGCCAGCUGCUGGAGCUCUGCUAGGUUGGCUGGCGGGCGCAGGAGGAGCGGGCUGUGCGAACCAGAGGGGCCGCCAGGGGACUGCCGCGCCUGCUGCUGCUGGCCGAGUCGGCCUCCCCAUCUGAUUGAUCAUUUUUCCUGGAGAGAGCGGCCCGGCCGCCUUGGGCCACCAGCACCUGCCUCUGCGCGGCUACCUUCUUCCCUCUCCCGCGCUCCGCAGCCCUCUGCCCUCAUGCUCCGCGACCCCACCGCCGUCCGGUGGCCGCCCCUCCUGCUGCUGCUGCUCCUGCAGCUGCCGCCGCCGCCACUUGUCUGCGGCGCCCCGGCAGAGCCGGGAAGCGGGUCGCAGGCCUCGGAGUUACUGGUGCCCACGCGGUUGCCGGGCAGCACGAGCGAGCUCGCCUUCCACCUGUCCGCCUUCGGCCAGGGCUUCGUGCUGCGCCUGGCGCCUGACGCCAGCUUUCUAGCGCCUGAGUUCAAGAUCGAGCGUCUCGGGGGCUCCGGCGCUGCGACCGGGGGCGAACCGGGGUUGCGCGGUUGCUUCUUCUCUGGCACCGUGAAUGGGGAGCGAGAUUCGCUGGCUGCGGUGAGCCUGUGUCGCGGGCUGAGCGGCUCAUUCUUGCUGGCAGGCGAGGAGUUCACCAUCCAGCCACAAGGCGCUGGGGACUCCCUGGACCAGCCUCACCGCCUACAGCGCUGGGAACCGGGGCAGCGCAGGGAGGACCCCGGGCUCGCUGCCGCCGAAGUUUUUCCCCUCCCUCAAGGACUCGAGUGGGAGGUGGAGACGGGUAAGGGACAGGGACCGGAGAGAAGUGACAACGAAGAGGAUAGGAAGCAAGAUAAAGAGGGGUUGCGCAAAGAGACAGAAGACUCCAGCGAACUGCCACCACCCUUAAGAUUCAAAACUAGGAGCAAACGGUUUGUGUCCGAGGCUCGCUUCGUGGAAACACUGCUGGUGGCUGAUGCGUCCAUGGCUGCCUUCUAUGGAACCGACCUGCAGAACCACAUUCUCACAGUGAUGGCAAUGGCAGCCCGAAUCUACAAGCACCCAAGCAUCAGAAACUCCAUCAACCUCGUGGUGGUAAAAGUGCUGAUAGUGGAAGAGGAAGGCUGGGGCCCAGAGGUGUCGGACAACGGCGGGCUCACACUGCGCAACUUCUGCAGCUGGCAGCGGCGCUUCAACAAGCCCAGCGACCGCCACCCGGAGCAUUAUGACACCGCCAUUUUGUUCACCAGACAGAACUUCUGUGGGAAGGGUGAGCAAUGUGAUACCCUGGGGAUGGCAGACGUCGGCACCAUCUGUGACCCCAACAAGAGCUGCUCCGUCAUCAAGGACGAGGGACUGCAGGCAGCCUACACUCUGGCCCAUGAGCUAGGGCACGUUCUCAGCAUGCCCCAUGACGAUUCAAAGCCCUGUGUGAGACUGUUUGGGCCCAUGGGCAAGUACCACAUGAUGGCGCCGUUCUUCAUCCACGUGAACAAGACGCUGCCCUGGUCUCCCUGCAGUGCUGUGUACCUCACGGAACUCCUGGAUGACGGUCACGGAGAUUGUCUCCUGGAUGCCCCCACCUCGGUCCUGCCCCUCCCCACAGGCCUCCCAGGCCACAGCACCCUCUAUCAGCUGGACCAACAGUGCAAGCAGAUCUUUGGGCCUGAUUUCCGCCACUGCCCCAACACCUCUGUGGAGGACAUCUGUGUGCAGCUCUGGUGCCGCCAUCGGGAUAGUGAUGAGCCCGUUUGCCACACAAAGAACGGCAGCCUGCUCUGGGCAGACGGUACUCCCUGUGGUCCUGAGCACCUGUGUCUGCACGGCAGCUGUGUGCUCAGGGAGGAAGUGGAGAAUCCCAAGGCCGUGGUAGAUGGAGACUGGGGUCCUUGGGGACCCUGGGGAGAAUGUUCUCGCACCUGUGGAGGAGGAAUACAGUUUUCCAACCGUGAGUGUGACAGUCCGGUGCCUCAGAACGGAGGAAGGUUUUGCCUGGGUGAGAGAGUCAAGUACCAGUCCUGCAACACAGAGGAGUGUCCACCAAAUGGCAAAAGCUUCAGGGAGCAGCAGUGCGAGAAAUACAAUGCCUACAACCACACUGAUUUGGAUGGGAAUUUCCUGCAGUGGGUCCCCAAAUACUCAGGAGUAUCCCCCCGGGACCGAUGCAAGCUGUUUUGCAGAGCCCGGGGGAGGAGUGAGUUCAAAGUGUUUGAAGCCAAGGUGAUCGACGGCACUCUGUGUGGGCCGGACACUCUGUCCAUCUGUGUCCGGGGGCAGUGUGUUAAGGCUGGCUGCGACCAUGUGGUGAACUCACCUAAGAAGCUGGACAAAUGUGGGGUGUGUGGAGGCAAAGGCAUUACCUGUAGGAAGGUCUCCGGGUCGUUCACCCCCUACAGUUACGGCUACAAUGACAUUGUCACCAUCCCAGCUGGCGCCACGAACAUUGAUGUGAAACAACGGAGUCACCCAGGGGUCCGGAAUGACGGCAGCUACCUGGCACUGAAGACAGCCAAUGGGCAGUACCUGCUCAAUGGCAACCUGGCCAUCUCUGCCAUAGAGCAGGACAUCUUGAUGAAGGGGACCAUCCUAAAGUACAGCGGUUCCAUGGCUACCCUGGAGAGACUGCAGAGCUUCCAGGCCCUGCCGGAGCCACUCACCAUACAACUCCUGACGGUGUCUGGCGAGGUCUUUCCCCCCAAAGUGAAAUACACCUUCUUUGUUCCCAACGACAUGGACUUCAGUGCACAGAAUAGCAAAGAGAGAGUAACCACCAACAUCAUCCAGUCGCUGCCCCAUGCGGAGUGGGUGCUCGGGGACUGGUCUGAAUGUCCCAGCACUUGUGGCGGCAGCUGGCAUCGGCGGACUGUGGAGUGCAGGGACCCCUCAGGUCAGGCCUCUGACACCUGCGAUGAGGCUCUGAAACCUGAAGAUGCUAAGCCCUGUGGAGGCCAGCCAUGUCCCUUAUGAUCCCCUUGGUGGAAAUGUCACAGGCUCCUGGACUUGGGGCUACCGGGGUGUAUAGACAAGGGUCCCCUCUGAGGUGAUACUACAUAUCAAGAUGGCUUGGCCCUUCCCGGCCUCCUGUUACUGCAGCCCUUUGGGUACUGCCUAAUUCAUAAGGGAGAGGAGAAGAGGGUACGAAGGUAACAGAUCCCAAAGUUGACUGUCCGGUGGACUGGAACUUGCUUAGGUUCAAGUAGAGGGUGUAAGUUAAAAGGUAAAAGUGCACUUACUGAUUCACAUGGGAGACUUCAGAGCCAGCCUUUUUGCAAAGGACUAGCAACGUUGAAUGAAAAAGAAGAGUUUGUUUUCUGUCCAGUUUCCUCAAUCAUCAAUCUACCUCACAGUGGGGGGGAAAUCAGUACGUGAGAGGUAUGAGGGCAGGCGUUGUUGUAAAUGUCAAAGCAAGCUCCAUGGCUUUCUCCCAGCUAUCUUCAGAAAUGGCCAUGGAUAGCUUUCGUGUUAAAAUCCAGUGUCUAAAGGGGGGUGGUGUCCAACACAGGGUUAUAGAGAGCCACUUGUCCUCAGGCUGCCACCUGCUGGGGCGGACCCAUUUCAACUAUUUAUGCAAACAUGUCUCUGAACUAAAGCGUGAUCGUAUGCCAA